GGGAGUCAGGUUGGACAUCUGCAUGUGCCUGUGAAAGGCAGAGAUCUUUGUUGUCUUUACUCUGUCAGCUUUUUAGUCUCUCUGCAGGAAGACAAUUAGCACAUCAGCCAUCAGAAGUCCUCUCUGCAAACUUUCUUCAAUAUCUGGUUCCUGCAGCUCCCCAAACAUGCACAGCAGCUCCUGCUACAUCCUUUUCCUGCUUCUCCUGGCUUCUGACUGCAUGGACUCAGUAAGAGGUUUGUUUCCCUUUGGGCAACCUGAAUUUUCUUACAAGAGGAGCAACUGCAAGCCUAUUCCUGCUACCUUACUCCUGUGCCAUGACAUUGAGUAUCCCAACAUGAGGUUGCCCAAUCUUCUGGGACAUGAAACCAUGAAGGAGGUCCUGCAGCAGGCGUCUUCCUGGAUCCCCUUGGUGCAAAAGCAAUGCCACCGAGACACCAAAAAGUUCCUGUGCUCUCUCUUUGCCCCUGUCUGUAUUGAUGACCUGGAUGAGACCAUUAAACCCUGCCGGUCUCUGUGUGAGCAGGUGAGGGACAGCUGUGCACCCGUCAUGUCUGCAUUUGGCUUUCCAUGGCCAGAUAUGCUAGAAUGCAGCCGGUUCCCCCAGGACAACGAUCUGUGCAUCCCACCAGCCAACAACGAUCAUAUCACACCAGCUACCAGAGAAGCACCAAAAGUUUGCGACGCCUGUAAAAACAGCAACGAGGAUGACAAUGACAUUGUAGAAAAUCUCUGCAAAAAUGAUUUCGCCUUGAAGAUAAAAGUGAAGGAGAUCGCCUAUAUCAAUGGGGACACCAAAAUCAUCCCAGAGACAAAGAGCAAAACCAUUUACAAGCUGAAUGGAGUGACAGAAAGGGAUCUGAAGAAAACUGUGUUGUGGCUUAAAGAUGGCCUGCAGUGUACCUGUGAUGAAAUGAAUGACAUCAACGCUCCCUAUUUAGUAAUGGGACAAAAGCUUGGCGGGGAGCUGGUCAUUACCUCAGUCAAGCGGUGGCAAAAAGGCCAAAGGGAAUUCAAGAGGAUCUCCCGCAGUAUUCGCAAGCUACAGUGCUAGUUGGCUCAAUCAUUAACUCUUCUGGCACUGGGGCUAAUCUUUUAUUUUGCACCUUCUUCCCUUUUGGGAACCCAUCCUUAAAGAAAUAUAGCAAAAGGCGUGGGUUAAUGGCUUUUUUUAUUAUAAUUAUUAUUAUUAUAAAAUAAAUGCUUGUAAAUAUAAUGAAAAUAAAAACAUACAAAAAAUAUUUUUAUGAAACCCAUUAAAGUAAUAGAUAUUUACUCAGUAAAAACUCUGACUUUUAAUACAACCUUGUUCUUUUUGUUCUUUUACAAGUAAUGUUGGUGUUUUUUUAGAAUUAUACAUAAGACCAAUUGGUAUGUAUAAUGUGAACUAUUAUCUCAGAAUGUUUAUACAUUUUUUAUAUAUGGACAGUCUUUUUUUACUAUAACAAAAUGUCUGUAUCUUAUUGUCUCAUAAUUAAUAUUCACUGUACUCUACCAGAUAAAUUAAUUAAAUGAUACUCAAGAACACAACUAUGAAUAUAAAAUUGUUAUUCCCUAUUAAUGGAAGUAAACUAGUUACUAGACUUUCACAUAUUCAUGAAACCAAUUAAAAUUUAUGAUAUCGUAAAAAUCAUAAAAAGUUCUAAAUAAUUUAAAAAGUAGCUUCACUGUAGAAUGGAUAAUUGUAAUGGGAAAAUCAGCACAAAAAGUCAGUUGAUUUAUGGUUCAAUGAAUUCAUUUUUAGAAAUUUAUUGUACAAACUCAAUUAAAACCAAAAUAGCUAUUUUCUAUGCCAGAUUCUACUUUGCUUCUACUUGUUAUGUAAAUCAGUACAUGCUCGGUUGCUGUAUUGCAGCUUGCCAUAAAGCAAAUUCCAUGUGCAUUCAAAUUCUUGACGCCAUGUUUUUAGCUUUUUGUAAUAUAUGCAAUGGAGUAUCCGAAAGAGUUGUAAAAUAUUGCUUUGGAUGUUAUUGUAAAUAAAUAAGAUAAGACACUCUAUAUUCUUGUAUAUAAACCAAAAGAGUGUGUCUCUCCCACAUCAUCAUUUUAAUUGAAAUGUUAUACUACGAAAUACCAGAACUGGUUUAUCAUUCAAAGCCCCAGCUAAUUCAAUACCGAUUGUUAUGUUUUUUCUUUAUUCAUUUUGUAUAGACACUGCAAUUUAAUCGUACAUCUAAAUAAACGUCUUAAUAAC
Molecule: messenger RNA, 2194 nt
Organism: Spea bombifrons (plains spadefoot toad)
Lineage: Eukaryota; Metazoa; Chordata; Amphibia; Anura; Pelobatidae
Gene: SFRP2
Product: secreted frizzled related protein 2
Exons: 3
Coding region: 167-1054 (295 amino acids)
Biological process (GO): non-canonical Wnt signaling pathway; canonical Wnt signaling pathway; negative regulation of canonical Wnt signaling pathway
Molecular function (GO): Wnt-protein binding
Source: RefSeq, a predicted model, not a curated record